Molecule: messenger RNA, 1098 nt
Organism: Adineta ricciae
Lineage: Eukaryota; Metazoa; Rotifera; Eurotatoria; Adinetida; Adinetidae
Source: the annotation of a GenBank genome assembly
AUGACCAGUUUUCUACCUUCGAUACCAAAGAAGAAAGAAAACAUCCGCGUUUUUGUUCAACGAAAGCGCUUAUCGUCACGGAAAUCUGUCCCGAUACGGUCCGAUAGUUUGACACAAUUAACAUCAAUCCUAAACAAACAGCUGGUUAAAAAGAAUAAAAAUCUUAUUCUUGUCAAUUAUAAACCAGUUUUCAUUCAAUCAAGUGAACAGAAAUCUGUGCCACCAGCUCGCCAGUCUCCGAAGGCGACAACAGUGUCGAAUCCUAAUCGAACUAAGCAACAAUCGGAGUCUAUUCAUGUUCCUGAUGUCGAAGAUCCAUUUAUGUUUAUUGAAAUGAUGUAUCAACAGUUAUUCACCGAAGAUGGACAAUUGCGAAAUGAGACUCAACCAGAAGUUUUAGCUAAUUGCGUCAAACAGAUUGUCACACAAUCAAGACGUAGUUCAAUGGCAUUACGAGAUUCCUGUCCACGAAAAAACGCCGCGGCAUCGAGGACAGCAUCUGUAUCAUCGUGGACGUCGCCUCAUUUCAUACCAAAUACCUUCAGUGAAGAAGAAGAAGAAGAAUCGCUAACGUUACGCCAAAGAAACAAAAGAAUCGAUCACUCGACACGAAGUUCAAAACGAUCAAGUAUGGACCAUACAGAUCAUCAACAUUUGCAUACAUUUCUCCAUUCCUGUCAUCAAAAGCAAUCCUCCUCAACAACUCAAACUCAACGAAAAUUCGAUCCGUUACUAUCUGCGGAUGAUACAGACAAUGAAGAUCUUGAUACAUUUUCUGAUUUCAAUUCUUCUCGCAGAACGAUUCGUCCAUCUCCAGCAGCUAGCUAUGAUGAAGAUACAACUGAUUCGAAACGAUUGUCAUCUGGUUAUCAUUCAUUGGCCGCAUCACACCGUUCGCCAGUGUUGAAAACCGAUUUCAAUCUCGAACAUCAUUCUCAACCUGUACAAACUGCGACAACAUCUAUCGUCACUGUCAUUCAACCAAUUCGAGAAUUCGUUACAAAAUAUCUUGAUUUCAUUCUUGUUAGUAAAAAUAUUCUCUUUAUACCUUUGUUUAUUUUCCUCUUACAUCAACGACCGAUACCAGUACGUACUUGA